This is a messenger RNA of Carcharodon carcharias (great white shark), 1159 nucleotides long. Its product is annotated as protein Wnt-7b-like. The transcript has 4 exons. Gene Ontology annotation, biological process: cell fate commitment; canonical Wnt signaling pathway; positive regulation of JNK cascade. The record is from RefSeq and is a predicted model, not a curated record. Lineage: Eukaryota; Metazoa; Chordata; Chondrichthyes; Lamniformes; Lamnidae. Gene Ontology annotation, cellular component: extracellular region. Gene Ontology annotation, molecular function: cytokine activity; frizzled binding. Bases 106 to 1155 code for a protein of 349 amino acids.
GAUCCACCUCCCCUCUCUCUUCUACCCCCCACCCCGCGGCACACACAGACACACACACACACACACACAGCACCUCACUACAACUCGCAUGAAGCGUUGGACAGCAUGGAGUGGAGAUUCAAUCCAGGAAUGUACAACACGGUACUCUGCAUCGGAAUGGUCUAUCUAGGAGCUGGGGGAUUCCCAUCGGUGGUAGCACUAGGUGCCAGCAUUAUCUGCAAUAAGAUGCCCGGUCUUGCACCCCGCCAGCGAGCCCUGUGCCAGAGCCGACCAGAUGCCAUGAUCAUCAUUGGGGAGGGGGCGCAGAUGGGGCUGGACGAAUGCCAGCAGCAGUUCAGGUACAACCGCUGGAACUGCACCUCCCUGGGGGAGAAGACGGUUUUCGGGCCGGAGCUGAAAAUAGGUAGUAAAGAGACAGCCUUCGCGUACAGCAUCAUUGCAGCAGGGGUGGCCCACGCCAUCACACAGGCCUGCAGUCAGGGCAACCUCUCGGACUGCGGCUGCGACAGGGCCAAGCACGGCUACUACGACCAGGAGAGGGGCUGGAAGUGGGGGGGCUGCUCGGCGGACAUCGAGCACGGCAUCGGCUUCUCCCGCCGCUUCCUCGACGCCCGCGAGGUGAGGCGUCACGCCCGGAGGCUCAUGAACCUGCACAACAAUGAGGUGGGAAGGAAGAUCCUGAGGGAGAGCAUGAGAAUGGAGUGCAAAUGCCACGGCGUAUCGGGCUCAUGCACCAUCAAGACUUGCUGGGUGACCCUGCCAGCCUUCCGGGAGGUGGGUUUCGCUCUCAAGGACAAGUACGGGCAGGCGGUCCAGGUGGAGCCGGUGCGGGCGGGCCGGGGGCACCAGCCCACCUUCCUGAAGGUCCGGAGGACGCCCCACCUCAAGCCGCUGCCCACCGACCUGGUCUACACCGAGCGCUCGCCCAGCUACUGCGAGGAGGACCCGGCCACCGGCAGCGCGGGCACACGGGGGCGGAGGUGCGAGCGGGAGGACGCUGGGAAGCCGGGCAGCUGCGAGCUCCUGUGCUGCGGCCGGGGCUACAACACCUUCCAGUACACCCGGGCCUGGCAGUGCAACUGCAAGUUUCACUGGUGCUGCCAAGUGACCUGUAGUCAGUGCAGCGAGAGGACACACGCCUACACCUGCAACUGAGAGA